AUGACCAACAUUGGCGACCGGGAGAUCAUACUGCCCACCCACACUAUAUUAGGCAUGUGGGUCGAAGGCGAUAUGGUACCGCGAACCCAAGGUUUGGUGACAGUCGGGUCGGGGAAGUACAAGGAAUGGCAAACUCUGGCAUAUGAGGCUACGACGGAUCGAGUGAACGAACUCCCGAAAGAACCGAUCGGACCAUUGGUAGAUCGUCCUACGUAUGCCGCUCCCAAACGCAUCUUGAAACGUCCGUCUGAUGCGUUACAGAACCUGUCUCCGGCGAUCUCCACGGUAACGCCGCAAGCUAACGAUGACGAUUCGCAAAAGGCAGAUGCUGUAGUUGCGAGGGAAGUAACGGUCAGGGGAGCCGAACUAUCGCGGAUGGAGAACGGUCAUGAGAUCGGUACCCAACAUGCAACGAAGGGAGACCGCGACACCGGUCAAGAAGGGCUACGUGACAGAUCGUUUCUACCGAAGGCUGAGCCGACUGACCGACUGUUGAAAUUGGGCCAGCCGGAAGAGACGAAGGAGCCUAAAGAAGAAAUAAUGCUAAAUACUGAAGACGUCGAGAUUGCAGAAAUACCAGUUUAUCACCACGAGAGCGGAGAUUUGUUUGCGGAAGAUAUCGAGCAGCAUAUGGCCGUGCUACCAGAGAUGUCGGCGACUACGGAAGAAGUUACGAUUGAGGACAUUCAGAUCGGUGAUCCCGAUGUGCCUCUCACCACAGAUCAACAACGGCUCAGAUCGCUGAUCUGGAAGAGCCGUCACCUCCUCAUGGGUAAAGGUAAUGCUCUACCACCCGCAGCACGAGGCGCGAUCUGUGAUAUUGAUGUCGGUGGGGCAGCACCGAUAGCGCAAAGAGUGCGUCCGGUCGCAUCCAAAUAUCGGGAGAAGCUGUCAGAUCUCAUCAAAGGACUAUUAGCAGCCAAAAUCGUUCAGCCAUCCACGUCACCUUGGGCGUCUCCGAUAGUGGUGAUCAUCAAGAAGAACGGAGUGGAUAUUCGCCUUUGCAUUGAUUAUCGAAGAGUUAACCAGCUGACGCGUCUGAUGGUUUUAUCCCAUGCCGUUGAUCAGCGAUCUGUUGGAAGAUCUGGAUAA
Peronospora matthiolae is the source of this 1092-nucleotide messenger RNA. Lineage: Eukaryota; Oomycota; Peronosporomycetes; Peronosporales; Peronosporaceae. The record is from the annotation of a GenBank genome assembly.